Daldinia childiae is the source of this 984-nucleotide messenger RNA. RefSeq names its product putative peroxin 11c protein. The record is from RefSeq and is a predicted model, not a curated record. NCBI's taxonomy places the organism in Eukaryota, Fungi, Ascomycota, Sordariomycetes, Xylariales, Hypoxylaceae. The transcript has a single exon. The coding region runs from base 1 to 984 and encodes 327 amino acids.
AUGAGCGCCACCGAAAUCACCACAUCCGCGACCGCGGACCUGCCCUCGGGCGAUCCCGUACCAUCCGCCAUCCCGCUGCCCGUAGCAAAGCCCAAGCCCUUCCCAAUCAAAGAAGUCAUCACAGCAGCACCCUCGAACAUCGAUGCUUUUCUAGCCCAUCUCCAGCGCUGUCUACAGACGCCCUCGGGUAUUGACACCACGCUGCUGUUCCUGUGCUAUUCCUCGCGCUUCUCCGCCUCUAUCCUCGAACAUCUGACCCGCCCCGCCAUCCAGCGCAGCGCCCAGCAACUCCUCGCCCUCGCAGCUAGCCUGCCCCCCUCCGCCACAUUGGUAUUCACUGCCAAAGCCCUACCCGGCCGUGGGGCAGCCCUCGCCCUGGUUUUUGCCAAGCGAUUGCGCGCCCUCAGCGCCAUGGUGACCGACGCUCGGACCUUCCUAAGGCUGUGGGGAUUGCUGAAUAUGUACUUCUGGCUCCGCCGCCUCGUGGCGAAGAAGACGGAGGCGGAGACGGAGAAGGACGCCGGGAAGAAGACAGAUAAGCUCGAGACGGCCAUCUCCUGGUUCCAGUUGUCCACCUGCAUCAUCUUCCAGGCCCUCGAGAACGGCGCAUAUCUCUCCUCAAAGGGCGUCCUAGGUUGGGCGCCUGCUACUCAGCGCCGUGCUUCUCUGUGGAGCGCGCGGUUCUGGGCCGCGUUCGUGGGUGCUGAGGUCGGGCGGCUACUGUAUGAGAACCGCAAGCGUGGACAGCGAACUCGCGCUGAGAAGUUCGCUGAUGGCAAGACGGCGUCGGAGGUCCAGAUCGAGGAGACCGAGUGGACUGCUACCUGGCGCAAGACCCUCCUCCGCAACCUCGCUUGGGCCCCGCUUACGCUGCACUGGAGCUCCGAGACGGGACUUCUAGGUGAGACGGCGGUUGGCGCAUUGGCUUGUGUGCCGGGGGUCAUACAGAUGAGGGAUUUGUGGAGGAGGACUGCUGCUGAGUAG